UUUGCAUUACGUUUUCUGCUCUGUCAUAGGAGAGAGAAAGACAAGUAGAUUUUUAAAAAAUAUCUUGACUGUGAUAAUUAUUUGUUGUGAAAUGACCUUAAGUACAAUUUUUGAGUGCUUAAUAUUUAAGUUUGUUUAAGUCAAAAAAAUACUUGGCCUAAAUUAAUAAAAAAUAAGAAGAAUAUGGGAGAUAAAGAACAUCAUGUUCACUUCAGUGGAGGAUGCAGUGUUGGAAAAGAGAAUAACAUAAUUCUUCAACCACAACGACAUGGACACAUCGAUGCUCACCUAGGUUUCUUACAGCUUUACCAUAGAUAUCAAAUAGAGUUUUCUAUCCCAUGGAAUACUUGCAUUCAUGGAGAGAAAAAUGAGCCUCCAAUAUUCACUGGCAAUCUGAAUCCUCAUUGUCGAACAAUAGAUUUAAGUGUAGAAAGAGACAAUCUUAGGUUAAAAGUAGAGCUUUUCGCUUACAAGGAAAAAAUAUUGAAAGAAGAAGUGCAAAUAACAUGUUGCCCAAACGGAGCACCUUUAUCAGUAUUUCUGAAUGCUCGGGUUAUUGGGAAAAAUAAAGGCUCACCAUUAUUAAGGAACGGUAUUCGAAGCAUAGCUGUAGAAUGUGACGAUGAUGAAGACGAAAGUUCAGAUUAAAAAAUUGUAAAUUUAGAUUUACAUUAAGCAUUAUUAUAAAUAUGUACAAAAAAUCAUUCUUAGGGACCAAAUAAAUCAAUUUUUACAAAAAUA
Molecule: messenger RNA, 741 nt
Organism: Leptopilina heterotoma
Lineage: Eukaryota; Metazoa; Arthropoda; Insecta; Hymenoptera; Figitidae
Product: UPF0687 protein C20orf27 homolog
Exons: 4
Coding region: 184-648 (154 amino acids)
Source: RefSeq, a predicted model, not a curated record